Molecule: messenger RNA, 564 nt
Organism: Paramecium primaurelia
Lineage: Eukaryota; Ciliophora; Oligohymenophorea; Peniculida; Parameciidae
Source: the annotation of a GenBank genome assembly
AUGUUUUUUGAUCAAAAUUCUUAUCCAAUAUAUAAAUAAUGCAUAGAUGGAAGGCAUUUUUUGGUUUACCCUAUUUAUUUUAUUCAAAAAGUAAAUCGAUAAGAGAGCAGUGUAAAUUAAGAAUUAAAACUUGAAGAGCCUGAGCAUAAGAUAGAAACUAAAAUAGAGAAUAAAGAGCAUAAAAAUUAUGAUCCUAUGGAUUUUAAUACUUAUAUGUUUCCAGGACAAUCAAAAAAUUAUUACAAGAACAUAGGAAAUUAGUUUGCUUCAUUCAUAAUAAAUUAUUUCGAUAAAACAGAAAUUCUAAAGGACCCAAAGAUAUCAAAAUUCUUAAAAAUAAAAAAACAAAAAUAUACAAAGAUGCAUUUUUAAUAAUUAAUGAAGUCAAAAAAAGCAAGAUAAUUAAUCAAAAUUUACUUUGGGAAUUACCUAUGGUGUUCUAGUAUUCUUAAAAGAAUGAAAUCAGAUGUAGAAUUUUACUUAAGUUUGAAUUAACAGAUAUUUAGGAGAAAACCAAAAUAAAAGAUAAAAACAGAGUUUAAUAAAUUUCCAGGAGAGAAUUGA